Linum tenue is the source of this 2106-nucleotide messenger RNA. The record is from the annotation of a GenBank genome assembly. NCBI's taxonomy places the organism in Eukaryota, Viridiplantae, Streptophyta, Magnoliopsida, Malpighiales, Linaceae.
AAUGCAGAUUUAAAAAAAAAAAAACAGAGUCGAUUGCUAUUCAUUUUUCACGCUGCUUCUCUCUGUCAUUCCCAUUUCCCGCCAACUGAAGGAAAAGGCUCACAAGCAUUGUGAGUCGCCUUCCACGAACUGCAGCCUCGAUUUCGAUUCAAAUUUCCAUUCCAAGCACCAAGAAGACAUGAAUCAGGACAUCGAAGCGUCUCCUUCGCCGAAGAAGCAGAUCUCCAAUGUAACUGUCUGCUCUCGCUUCAGGCCAUUGAGUUCAAAAGAGAGGAAGGAUCACGGUGGCCGAGUUUGCGUGUGCCGUAUCGACGACGAAACUUUCGUCUUCAAGGAUGAGAAAGAAGAAGAGUCUACUUUCAGCUUCGAUAAGGUUUUCUAUGAGGAUUCUCUGCAAGCUGAUGUCUAUGAAUUCCUAGCCCUGCCUAUCGUUCGUGAUGCUGUCAAUGGAGUGAACGGCACGAUAAUCACUUAUGGACAGGUGAGUUUAGUUUGCUGUUUUGCUUAUUUGACAACUCUUCCAUGGUACUGGGAUCAGGGACCAAAUGUUCUAGAAUCAGAUGAUAUGAAGAAAGGGCUACUUCCAAGAGUAGUAGAUGGACUAUUUGAGCAUAUUGCGUCUGCUGGUGAUUCAAUCAAGUACAAGAUCAAGCUAUCCAUGGUUGAAAUCUACAUGGAGAAAGUCAGGGAUCUCUUUGACUUGUCUAAAGAUAAUUUAGUGAUCAAGCAGAGUAAAGAUCAUGAGAUGCUGAUUUCUGGAGUGACAGAGGCAAGUGAACUUCUGCCUCUACUAUCUUUAUCAGGAAAGUUAGUUCAUUUGUUUUCUGCGUGGUACUGGUACGAAACAACAGAUUCACUUGUCAGACACAGUAGAAGCUUUGCAAAACCUACAUGUAAGAUAGUCUCCUUUGAAAACGUAUUUUUCAAAUGCAUAUUCCUCGUUCUCAUGUUAAGACUGAACUUGCAGGCUGGAAUACAAAAUAGAGCUGUUGGGGAAACCCAAAUGAAUCUGGCCAGCAGUCGAAGCCACUGUGCCUACAUAUUCACAGUCCAGCCAGAUUCGACCAGAGAUAGGGGAAAAACAGGGAAAUUGGUGCUUGUUGACUUGGCAGGAUCUGAGAAAGUGGAGAAAACUGGAGCUGAAGGGAAACUUCUCGAUGAAGCUAAGACCAUAAACAAAUCCCUAUCAGCUCUAGGGAACGUGAUAAAUGCUCUAACAUGCAGUUCAUCCAAAGCUAUUCACAUACCUUAUCGUGAUUCUAAGCUGACCAGGCUUCUUCAGGAUGCUCUAGGAGGCAACUCCAGGACUGCUUUAAUCUGUUGCUGUUCGCCGAGUACCUCAAAUUCUUCAGAAACAUUUUCCACUCUUCGUUUCGGUAUCAGGGCAAAGCAUAUAAAGACAUCGCCUACUGCUAAACGGAUAAUUGAUGAGGAAACUGAAGCCAGAUGGCAUCCAGCCGAUGUUCCAACAAAAGAGGAGUCUGGUGAGAGAACUAUAGCUCAGAUGAAGUUAUUACCAACUGUCAAACAUAUUGACGAAGACAAAGAAGCGAAAAUGCAUGCAGCAGAUGCAAAGAAAGAUGAUUGUUAUGAGAGAAUUCUAGCCAAGUUGAGGGAGAGAUUGGAUGACGAGGAUGUCAACUUGCUCGAGGAAUUACUCGUACUGGAGGAAAUGCUGUUUGAUCCCAGUACAGCAGAAGGCUUAGAAUUGGACUUCGAAGAUAUGACUUCACGUACAAUCAACUUGCUGCAACAGAAUCUGCAAGAGCUUAUGAUUACUUGUGAAGAGCUUACGAGUGAGAACAAAGCUCUCAAGGCCAGAAUUGCAGCUGGUGGAACUAUGGAAGGUGAUCGGGAAGAGAAUGGAAGUUUCUUCAUGCAGAAAGUUUCUGGCAUUAUCAGCUUCUUCUUUCCGUGGGUUUGGGGUCGGGCCCAGUAGUCAAAUUUCUUGAGUAGAAGGCCUUUUUUAAUAUGAAGUCAGUUUCUAUCUCACAAUCAGUCGGAGCUUUUUCAGUUUGUUUGUCAAACAUGACCUUUAUUACACGUGAUAGUAGCAAGGAUUGUAUCGAAACUUAUAUUGAAAAAGUCAUUAAUAGGAAAUCUCAU